CGGGGAUCUUUUUCAUUAUCAGACCCUAUAAGGAGUGUUAAAUCAUGUUUUAGCGUUUGGCGGCUUCGCGAUAGAGUUUUUAAACCAGCGGACAAAAGUUGUUCCCGCGGCGGUGAACUAUCUUGUCAGCUGCUGCUCCUCCGUGCGGUCAUCUACCGGCCUGCAGACGUGGCGGGGCGGAAGAAGAGCGGCUGGCUGGCACCGAACGGAUCACCAUGUCCCAGGCCGACGUAGACCCCUCCUCCGCUGACAUGCCCCUGCACACUGACCCCGGCCCUUGUCGGGACGUCCCCGCAGCCUUUGCGCCGCCUCCAGCUCCCCUGCAGUCUCCUUUGAUCCCAGAGAGUCUCGACCUCCCGCAGUCCGCCACCGAGGGGACCGGCGUGGAGGACACCUCCGAGGGUCUGACGGACCAACCGGAGCCUGCUGCCGGGGGCCAGGUGAUCAUCUGUGACCAACCGGUGAGCCUGGAGCCAGAGCCCGAGGCUGCAGAGGAGGAGGUGGAGAGUUCGCCUCAGGAGAAAGAGAAAGGUUGGGGAGGUUGGAGUUCAUGGGGGAAAUCUCUCCUGAGCAGCGCCUCCUCCACAGUGGGUCAGAGCCUGACCUCGGUUAAAACCAAGGCCGGAGAAGCGCUGCGUCUCCACAGGACCUCAGUGGGAGAAGAGGUGCAGGAAGAAGCAAAGGAGGAGGGUGAGGAGGAGAAGGAUGAGGAGGGAGCUGAGGAGGAGAAGAAGAAAGAGGGAGGAGGUGAAAGUGGAGAGACUGAGCCAUCUGGCUCUGUGGAGACACCUUUGGGUGCUGCAGCUUCUGGCAGAGGCGUCUUUUCUACGAUCACACACGCCGUGCAGAACACAGGGAAGUCGGUGAUCAGCGGCGGUUUAGACGCCUUGGAGUUCAUUGGAAAGAAGACCAUGAUUGCUCUGGCUGAGACUGACCCGGGUUUCCGAAAGACCAAGACCCUGAUGCAGAAGACGGUAUCGCUGAGUCAGAUGUUGAAGGAAGCCAAAGAGAAAGAGCGGGCCCGUCUGGGCAACCAGCCAAUCAGCGCACCCUCAGCUCACUACGGCAUUCUGUUUGACGACUACCAGGGCCUGCCGCACCUCGAGGCCCUGGAGAUCCUGUCGAAUGAGAGCGAGGCCCAGGUCCAAGCCUUCCUCUCCUCCCUAGGGGAAGAGGAGCAGGACGAGGUGAAGAAGGAGCUGAUCUUCAUCAAGGACAUCUUCAUCAAGCGAGAGGAAGGGGAAAAAGUAGACGAAGGAGGACAGGCGAAGGAUAACGGUGAUCUAAGUUCCCACUUACACUGUUCUACCCCCCUAUCCGCCGACGGCGAGGAGUUUGUGAGCGUUAUCACCGAGCUGCUGUUUGAGCUUCACGUUGCCGCGACACCAGACAAGCUCAACAAGGCGCGGAGGAGGGCCCACGAUUGGGUGAGCGAGGUGGAACAGCCCGUCACUACGGAGACGGUUGACGUGGAAAAGCAGGACCAGUCGGCAGGAGACGCCUCACCUGGCGAAAUGGAAAAGGAGGAGAUGGAGAAGAAGGAUGGGUCAGAGCAGCAGGGGGCUGAGGGGAAGGAGGAGGAGGAGGAGGAGAAGGGAGAGGAUAUAAAUGACCCCAGAUCUUUAGAGGCAGUAUACCUGUCGUCAGUAGGCAGUCUGGCAGAAGUGACGGCUCGCAGCAUCGAGCAGCUCCACAAGGUGGCAGAGCUCAUCCUCCACGGCCAGGACCUGGAGAAACCGGCCAGAGACCAGGCUCACAUACUCACCAGGUUGACAUGUGCCAUGUGUAAGGAGGUGGAGCUUUUGGCCAAGAAGUUCUCCGACACGCUGCUUCUUAUUGGGGACCAGAGGAAAGCAGAGGAGUUGAAUCCGCUGGUGGACAAUGUGCAGUUAGAGGGCUCCAACAGUACCAACUACAUCGAGAAUGCACUGCAGCUGCUGCUGCCCGUCCUCCAGAUCUCCCACAUCCAGAGCCAACACUGUCGCUCCACCACAGAACCAGCAGCAGAGAUGCAGCACUAACACACACACACACACACACACACACACACACACGCACACUACCUACUCAACCGCUUGUCUUAAUGUAUCUAUUGUUGUACAGAAAUGUAUGAAGAAUUGACUAAUAUACGAUCCAGUGCCAUAGUAACAGGCAGAUUAUAUAUAUAUAUAUAUACUUAAUAUAAUCUUUUAGGAUUUAACAACUACAGUAUGUGUAGAAAUGACUGACAUGCAGGUUGUAUGUGUGACUCUUCCACGUUGUGUUGCUUUGAUUUGGAUGUUUCUGCAUCACGUCCAAAAAGCUGAACCAAAACUGACUGAGCGUGUUGAAGUUCUACAUUAAUGUAUAUUAAGCUUUCUUUGCACUCCUCGUGGUCCUCUGUUCAUUUAAACACGAGUGAAAUGUCUGUUGUCGCUGAAACGCUUUAAUCUGGUGAGAGACAAAGCCAGUAUUAUUGAUUAUACUUAUUAAUUUGUGCUUGUUUUUUUAUGUUAAAUUAUGUAAAUACACACUACCAUGGAUUUCACUCUUAUCCAGUUCGAUUUUACAGAAACAAAAUCAGAUCUUCAUGUUUUUGAAUGGCAAAAAUAUGAAGUUCUUCCUUGUUGUAUUGUUUACGAUAAAGAUGUAAUAUUUUGUAAUUCAUCUCUGAUUAUGUUCUGUUGUGCUGCUAAAUUUCACAAGUAUAGCGUGAGAAGAUUGCUUGUCGGCUUUCUUGCCGAGAGUUAUUACGAGAAGACCACCGCCGUAUCGAACUCUUGGCGAGGAGGGACAAUGGGACAUGUAUUGAAUGUUGAAUAUGUCUUUAAAAAAUGGCAAGUCAUGCCCUCCGUUGGAGCUUAAUCUCAACACCUUGAAGAGUGCAUUAGCCGAAACAUUUCAAUUUCCUCUCGCCCUCUUGAAUAAAGGCUUUUAAUACUGUU
Pseudoliparis swirei is the source of this 2924-nucleotide messenger RNA. RefSeq names its product family with sequence similarity 114 member A1 (gene fam114a1). Bases 216 to 2021 code for a protein of 601 amino acids. The record is from RefSeq and is a predicted model, not a curated record. The transcript has 13 exons. NCBI's taxonomy places the organism in Eukaryota, Metazoa, Chordata, Actinopteri, Perciformes, Liparidae.